GUGUCAGAGGCGGCGGCGCCGCCAUGGCGGGUGCGGGCGGCGUCUACCGGCUGCGCUGCUCCCUGGUGGGGCACGGGCAGGACGUGCGCGGCCUCACCGGCGGCCUCUUCCCGCCCGGCGCCUUCGUGUCCGUGUCGCGGGACCGCACGGCCCGCCUCUGGGCUCCCGACGGUCUUAACAGGGGUUUUACUGAAAUACACUGUAUGAGUGGCCACUCAAAUUUUGUAUCUUGUGUGUGCAUCAUACCUCCAAGUGACCUGUAUCCUCGUGGGCUGAUUGCAACCGGUGGCAAUGAUCAUAAUAUUUGCAUUUUCACAGUUGACAACCCAGCUCCUCUUUAUGUCCUGAAGGGCCAUAAAAACACAGUUUGCAGCCUUUCAUCUGGAAAAUUUGGCACAUUGCUAAGUGGAUCAUGGGAUACAACAGCCAAAGUGUGGUUGAAUGACAGAUGUAUGAUGACAUUACAGGGUCACACAGCUGCUAUAUGGGCAGUGAAAAUACUGCCCGAACAGGGGUUAAUGUUGACUGGUUCAGCUGACAAAACUAUUAAACUGUGGAAGGCAGGAAGAUGUGAAAGAACAUUCACUGGGCAUGAAGACUGUGUGAGAGGUUUAGCUAUUCUUAGUGAAACAGAGUUCCUUUCGUGUGCUAAUGAUGCUAGUGUCCGAAGAUGGCAAAUCUCUGGCGAGUGCCUGCAGGUGUAUUAUGGACAUACAAAUUACAUUUACAGCAUUUCUGUCUUCCCUCAGUGUARAGAUUUUGUAACUACUGGAGAGGAUAGAUCUCUUAGAAUUUGGAAACGAGGGGAAUGUGCUCAAACAAUCAGACUCCCUGCUCAGUCCGUGUGGUGCUGCUGUGUGCUGGAAAACGGUGACAUUGUAGUUGGUGCAAGUGAUGGAAUCAUAAGAGUGUUUACAGAGUCAUCAGAACGCACAGCAAGUGCAGAGGAGAUUCAGGCUUUUGAAAAUGAGCUUUCCCAGGCAUCAAUUGACCCUAAAACUGGUGAUUUAGGAGACAUUAAUGCUGAUGACCUUCCAGGAAGAGAACAUCUUAAGGAUCCUGGCACAAGAGAUGGACAGACACGUCUCAUUAAAGAUAAUGGGAAAGUCGAAGCCUAUCAGUGGAGUGUUAGUGAAGGAAGGUGGAUAAAAAUAGGUGAUGUUGUUGGUUCUUCUGGAGCCACACAGCAAACAUCUGGGAAAGUUUUAUUUGAGGGAAAGGAAUAUGACUAUGUUUUCACCAUUGAUGUAAAUGAAAGUGGGCCUUCCUACAAACUGCCAUAUAACAUCACUGAAGAUCCUUGGCUGACUGCAUACAACUUCCUGCAAAAGAAUGAUCUAAAUCCUAUGUUUCUGGACCAGGUGGCAAAGUUUAUUAUAGACAACACUAAAGGGCAAACACUUGGGAAUACAACCACUCAAUUUUCAGAUCCUUUUACAGGUGCUGGACGUUAUGUCCCAGGUUCUUCAUCUGGAUCAAAUACAAUAUCUUCAGCAGAUCCUUUUACAGGAAUGGAUGCCUACAAAUCACCUGCAGCUAAAACUGAAAAUAUUUAUUUUCCUAAGAAGGAGGCAGUCACCUUUGAUCAAGCCAAUCCUACACAGAUAAUGGGCAAACUGAAGGAGCUUAAUGGAGCUGCAUCUGAAGAACAAAAGCUUACAGAAGAUGACUUGCUAAUCCUUGAGAAGAUCCUGUUCACAGUAUGCAACACCUCUGCAGAAACACCUACAGCACAGCAACUUCAGACUUUAUGGAAAGCAGUUAACUGGCCAGAAGAUAUUGUCUUUCCAGCGCUAGACAUUCUUAGAUUGUCUAUCAGACACCCCGUUGUGAAUGAGAACUUCUGCAGUGAAAAGGAUCAUGUGCAAUUUAUCAUCCUCCUCCUUAAAUUUUUGAACCCCAAAGGAAAGCAGGCAAACCAGCUGCUGGCACUUAGAGCUCUUUGCAAUUGUUUUGUCAGCCAGGCAGGCCAGAAGCUCAUGAUGCAACAGAGAGAUGAAAUAAUGACACAAGCCAUAGAACUGAAAUCAGGUGGUAAUAAGAACAUUCAUAUUGCACUUGCUACGCUCACGUUGAACUAUGCCGUUUGUUUACAUAAAGUCAGCAACAUCGAGGGCAAAGCUCAAUGUUUAUCAGUAAUCAGCACAGUUAUGGAAGUUGUUCAAGAUCUUGAAGCUGUUUUUAGACUGCUUGUGGCYCUGGGGACACUGAUCAGUGGGGAUACAAAUGCUGUGCAAUUAGCCAAGUCCCUGGGAGUUGACUCUCAAAUAAAAAAGUAUGCCUCUGUAUCAGAACCGACUAAAGUAAGCGAAUGCUGUAGGUUCGUUCUUAAUCUGCUGUAAUUGUUAUUAUUAUUUGGGGGAGACAGUGUAUUCAAAAAAAAAUGAUGCUUUUGUGCAUUUCAUGUGACAGUGUAUAAUUGAGAAAAUACUGUGGAUGMGCUAAAACCUUGAUAUUGUCAGAUGUUACACAGCAAAUAAAACUUUUUACAAUUGUCAUGUGACUGCCUAUCUGAAGUCUGCAGUGUACAGGAUCUUUGCACGAAGUCUUUCUGGAAUAGUUUAGAAGAUCAAAAUAAUAAAUCACUAAGAAGCUGGAUUGUUAACCGGAAAGAAUAGGGUGCAAAACAAAAGUGUCAGCAGAAUGACUGUAUGAAUGACAGUUAAUUUUGGCAAAUAGUAGCUGUGAUUAAAUAUGCUGGUAAAGAAGUUGCAUUUACUUAAUUUUCCAUCAUUUUUUUCCUCUGACUUUCUUUGUUAACCUAACUUUUGUUGCUGUUGCCAUGUGCCGUUUGUACUGCAGCAGUUUUUAAUCUAGAACUUUGUGAAUUCCUGAAAGACAGACUCUUAUCUCAUGUAGCUCUAGUGCUCCAGUGGUAAGUUUUUAAAAUGGUUUAAACAUCCCCUACUAGAAAAUCCUUUACUUAAGGAACAGGAAUAGGGUAUUAGUUAACAGCAAAAGUCUUACUUKAAAAUAUGUUAUAAAAUACUGGAUUGUAUUUACAGAGUACAGCAAUUGGGAAAAAAAAAAAGUGGUCUUGGAGUUGAGUUUCAAGUGCACAGGAUGGAUCAAACAGCAGGAAGUGCAGAAAUACAAAAUCAAAUAGCUUUASCAGUGUCAGUACUGAUUUUUUGAAAGGGAAAUAUAUUACGGCUAGUCCAGCAGAUCUAAGAUAUUCAGUUCAUUUGAUUACACAUUUAGGAAGUCUUCUGUGGGCUAUUUGCCUUCCCCUUAAAUAGCCCUUUGCCUGAAGGAGCUUGURAAGUGUCCUGCAGAUGUUACUCUCUUGCUUGUCAUUAAAGCAAGUAGACACUUAGGUUGAAGA
Messenger RNA from Nothoprocta perdicaria, 3325 nucleotides. It is a transcript of the gene PLAA, whose product is annotated as phospholipase A2 activating protein. The transcript is spliced from 13 exons. Gene Ontology annotation, molecular function: ubiquitin binding. Gene Ontology annotation, biological process: ubiquitin recycling; proteasome-mediated ubiquitin-dependent protein catabolic process. Bases 24 to 2342 code for a protein of 772 amino acids. NCBI's taxonomy places the organism in Eukaryota, Metazoa, Chordata, Aves, Tinamiformes, Tinamidae. Gene Ontology annotation, cellular component: nucleus; cytoplasm. The record is from RefSeq and is a predicted model, not a curated record.